Molecule: messenger RNA, 396 nt
Organism: Cylicostephanus goldi
Lineage: Eukaryota; Metazoa; Nematoda; Chromadorea; Rhabditida; Strongylidae
Source: the annotation of a GenBank genome assembly
AUGUCAACGAAAGUGGGACCAUUGUCGUUUGACACCGGACAGCCAGGAGAUAUGGUGUUUGAUAAGCCUUAUUCUGAAGCGACAGCGCAGAUAAUAGAUCAAGAAGUGAGAGACAUGGUUAAUACUGCUUUGACACGAACUCGAGAGCUGUUGCUAUCAAAACGAGAAGAUAUCGAGAAGGUUGCUCAACGAUUAUUAGAACGAGAAAAUCUAGCGCGUGAAGAUAUGGUUGAAUUACUUGGAAAACGGCCGUUUGCUGAGAAGCAGACCUACGAGGAAAUGGUUUCCGGCACCGGAGGCAUGGAUGAGGACACCCAAUUACCUAAGGGAUUGAAAGAUUGGAAUAAGGAGAGAAAGGAAGAGCAAGAGCCACAGCCACAACCGGCCGAUAAAUAA